UGCUUCGUCUCCAUGAUGGCGGCGGGAGGCGAGUCUGCGGCCUUCUUCCAAACCUCUGCCUCAGAGCGCCCUUUCCCCCAGCCGCUCUCUCAGGCGCGCAGCCGGCUCCCCACUCCAGUCUAAACCUCACCUUUCUUGUCCCCGCCAGCUGUUGCUGGGUUACGGGCUCCGUUUCCCCGCCCUCUCUUGGGCCUGCUAUCGAGGUUUGUUGCGCUCGCCGUGCCGCUGCUUCGGGCUAGCUGGGCCCUGCCGCCGCCAUCUUUUCACUCACAGAUCGAUUGCUAUAGCCGGGGCUUCCCGCAGUCGCCAGGGCGCAUGCGCCUGAGCUGGGCCGCUGAAAGGAUCUCGCCGGGGGACAGACAGCACCGCGCAUGCGAAAUAGAUCGGCGACUGGAGGCAAAACUAAAGAUUCAACAGAAGGAAAAAAAAUCGAAGCUGACGCCUAAGGUUCCCAUCGUCAUACAGGAUGACCUCCAUCCAACGCCCUGUGCUCCGCAAAUCCGCAUUUUGAAGAGACCGACGAGUAAUGGGGUAGUCAGCACGCCCAACUCCACCACAAGACCACCUCCACAAGUCAAAUCGCUGGCCCAGCGAGAAGCUGAAUACGCAGAAGCUCGGAAACGGAUCUUGGGGAGUGCAAGUCCUGAAGAAGAAGAUAAAACUAAUACAGACAGGCCAACUAGGAUUACCCAAUUAGAGGAGACCAGACAACAGAGCAGUGUGAUUCGACAGCCUUUGGGCCCUGAUGGUACACAAGGCUUCAAGCAGCGCAGAUAAAACGUGGGCUAAAACGUGUAGAACAGAACUCUCCAGGACCGAGCGUGCAGUGUUGGACAGAGAGAACGGACUCAAGCAGAGGACCUGAUCUGCUUCUCUUGCACUGUGAUCCCCUUUUGCUCCGCCCACUGUGACUUUUCUCCUUGCGCACUGUGACCCCCUGCUCCGCCCACUGUGGUUGGCACACUGCUGUGAGCUCUCCAAGGAAACCGUGAAGGGGAGGUUUCUUGUAUUCAGACUGGCCAAGAAUACAUUGUGUGCCAUUUCUAACCAGAAAUUUGCUCCAGCAAUAAUACUGUUUAAGAAUGUUCAAUAGAUUAUCUUUUAAUUUCAGAAAAGAGUUUUGACUAUGUAUUAGUGAUGGGUGCUGUUUGUCCAUUUACAGCCCAUGCUUCAUGGGUUUGUUUUGGUUUCUUCCCACCUGAUCCAGUACCACAAGACAGUCCUUCAAUUAUCUCACUAUGCGAAGUAUGUCUAAAAAUCCACCAGAAAUGCACCAAUUUUAAAGUUGGCUCAUCUUUAACUAUUUAUUAUAGGUUGUAUUUAAAUUUUUUUUUCAAACCGUCAGUCUGAAGAAAGAGGACAAGAACGUGAAAUGAUCCACAAUAGGAAUGUGGACCACAGGCUUGGGCUGUUUGACACAGUAGACCAAGGAGUACACUUGUGUUCAGUAAUGAGUGGUCUGUUGUGUAACCAAUUCCUGUCAGAUUCCUGUCCUCCCAUCCACAGUGAGCAAGUCUGUUGGUUAACAGAGAACUAGUUGGGGUGGGGGUGGGGAAAGAGAAGUUCAAAUAGUGGCUGCAAAUGUUGCUGUAUCUCAUCCACCUGAAUGUGAUUAGCUGGUUUGGCCAAAUCUCAGCUAAACCCCAGGAUUUAUUUUUUAAUAUCAAAACUAAAAUGGUGGUGUGAUUAAAAAUAGAGUACUAGGGUAGCACUUGAGAUGAAAGCUGUGUAUUGCUGUGGUCACGUGAUCUUAUUCCAGCACUGCCUUAUGCUCAAAUUCACCAGCUAUGCUUUGUGCAUGAUGGUUUUUGGUAUAAACUGCAGGAUAUAUAUAACUUGCAGUAGUAGAAACUUUCUUUAGAAAAGAGAAUGUUUCAGCAGUGGCCAUGUCUAUUGUUACUGCUGCUCCCAUUGUGGGUCAGUGCAGAACAGUAUUGUAAGAAACUGGGAAGGUUUUCAAAGUAUUUUAUUUGGAACCCUCCCAGUUUUAUGAAGGGAGGAAAUGAAAGGAAAAGAAAAAAGACAAAGACAAAUAAAUGUAAUUUUUUAAAAAGGGAAAUAAAAUUGUUCUAAUCAAAUUAUACGUUCUUUCAAGAAGCUGAAAAGUUUGAGGCUAAAUAGUGGAACCUGAAACUUUGGUACUGUUUGUCUCCCUUCUGGUGGUUGUGUGCGUUCUGUGCCCUGCUAACACUAAAGCGAAGGGUUGCAGUUAUUGCCCAUCACUAGUACAUACUCUUAGUAUUUUUCAAGGCAAUGCCUUUAUUUUCUAGAAUUUCAAAAACAAAGCUGUUUCUAGGUCCAUCAAUUGUUAACAGGGCACGUAUGUAAUUUCUUUUUUGUGUGACUUGCAUAUGAAUCAUCUUGUCCUGUGUUUGCGCAAAUGCGCAUGUGUUUGUGUAUGUGUGUACUCUAUAUAUGUCUGCCUGCGAACAAAUUACUGCUUUGUGGGGAGGGGUGGGGUGAAGUGGAGAUUAAUUGGAGAUUUCAAUUUCAACCAUUGCUUGGGGGCAAAAAAAAAAUUAGCCGCCUCACUCCUGCACAGCUGCUGGCCUAGCCUCCCACUACAAAAGCCAUCAAAUUACUUGGCUGGGGCAGUAAAAAUGGCUGAAUUGAUUUGGACUGGGGUUGAAUAGAUUUUAAAUGCUGUUCCACUGAAAAAUGUCAGACCUUAACACAUUUUUAAGCUUUUAUAAUGAAUAAUAUUCAAAGUGCUUUCCCAGCAGUUGUUGUAUUAGCAUAGAAUUUAUUUUUUUGUUGAGGUUGUUAGUGAGUUUUCACACUACCUGGCAUUUCACUUAAUCAAUGGACUGACAGUCACUUGAUCUAAGGUGUUUAUGAACUUGAUGCAACUGGAACAAUUGACUGAGAUUCUUCAGAAUAUAUUUGUUCUCUCAAUAAUAAAAUUCCAACUUACUGCUAGUUCUUGGAUUUAUAUGCUGCACAAUGCAGUAUACAGGAUUCUAUCCAAUCUUGAUCAGCCAGAAAUUGGUGACUAUAUGAGUGGCCUCUGCCCAGCAAUAGGUAGUGGAAUGUUUAGCCAGAGGUUUUGUUCACAAUGGUUACUUACUCACUAUGUGGAAUGGAUACAGGCUCAGUAAUCCUGUUUUUCCUUCUGAUUCCCCUUUCCUCACCUACUUCAGUCAAAGAACCUGAAGAUGCAUGUCGUUCAGUUAGUACAAUAGCUGGACAAGAUACUGUCUGGAACUAUACCCAAGCCCAAGUUAAAUGCCUUCAUGAAAGUGAAGGUGGAAAACUUUUUUUAAAAAAAAACUCUCUCUCCCCAUCCAAUAGUUAUUUCUAUGAAAAGACAGAUAAGUAUUUGCAUACGUAAAAGCACAGUUGGAUUAAUCGAGCUAGUAAUUGUUUUGUUUCCUAGCCAGAAUUACAAUCAGGCGACUAGUUUUUUUUUAAAUCAAGCUCUGGUUUUGUUUCUUACAGUUAUUAAUUUCAAAGCCAAAAAAAAUCUAGUUUACAAACAUAGCAAACACAUGGUAGACUAUAGCUGAAGGCUAGAACUGAUAUGAAAUGCUUUGUGCAACAUUCUGGUGUUUAUGGGGUUUGGUUUUGAGAGUAAUUGCCAAGGAGGAAAAUGUGUUUGCAAACACUUGUAUGGACAGAAUGAAAUAAAGUAACAAAGUCAAAACUAGCCUUGUGAGCAGGACUGUAGAAAAACUGCCAUGUUCAGUUUGCUCAGACUGGAGGAAUCAAAAUGGGCUUGAAGAACGUUGGAUACUAUGCAUUAUCAGCAAAAGAUAAGUGACAACUAUUGGAACGCUGAAUAAAAUCAGGAUGCAACUUCACACAAUAAAAAAGAAGUCAAUGGUUGAAGAUCAGUUUUGGGUGAAUUAAAUUUGUGAAUGGGAAGUAGAUAAAGCUAGGUUGGUUUGGGGGAAAUACCCUAUUUGAUAAAGCUAAGUGAGAAUCCUCCUUAUGCUGAGAAUCUUGUUGCCUUUGCAUGUUGUAAAAUCUCUCAAACCAUGAAUGAAGUGUUGAAUGAACAAAGAUUUCCUUGUGUGAAAGAGACAUUGAUAUCUGCUAACACAGAGCCUACAGAAUAAUGAUGAUACUGCCUCCCCUUAAAGUGCUGAUACCCGACCUCUGCCCUUUACCUUUCCAUGCAACUUUUCCAAGAUCAGGUUUUCACUCUGUUUGCAAUCGUCACAAACUUGAGUGAUAGAGUUACCAACGUGCAGUGCAUUCCGGAAUGUUGGGAAUUUUUUUCACAAGGUACAGUUUGACCCAGAUGAGAGUAUAAAAAACAGUGAUAUGAACAAAAUAAGGCAAUAUUGACAGUGAUUGGAACAUAGUACUGUCACUGGACCUGUUUUGUAUUCCUUUUGGCCAGUUUAACAAAAAAAAACUGGUUGCCAGUGAAAAAAAAUAAAUAUGGGUAUAAGAAUGAGUAGGGUGUCCAUUUUAGAAAAUGUUCUGUUUCACAACACCUGUUCUUUACCAUAGAUAUCAUAAAAAACAUAUGAAAUCAUUACAGAGGUGCAAAAUUGGUCCAGUUACUUUUCAAUUGUUGGAAAAGGCUUCUGUUCCAUUGUGAGAUCAGUUGCUAGUUGGUGAACCGAUGAAGGCAGCUAUGUGCUCUGCAGUGUUUCAGGCCUUUUAGAUGUUGUAGGGCCUUUUUAAGGAAAUCAUCUUAAUCAGGGCCUCUGUCAUGACUAAGCUGAAUUCUGUCUUUGGUUGUAUCAGUUUACUAGAUUUUUUUUAACCUGUCUCAGAGAGACAUGUGCAAUUUUCAUAAAUAAUCCAGUGAUCUCUAUCUUAAUUCACAUAAAGAUGUACACCAACAUGAUCUGGGCUUUCAAACAGCCAGAUAUUGGAGAUGUACUGGCAUACUAAGGAACUUGGCUUUACUCUGGAAGUAGCUGGUUCAGGGGUUUCUUUUCAUAAUGAAAAACGCAAGUUCAGAAGUAUAUUUAGCAAAAUGGCCAAACAAAGUGAAAACAGACAUUGAAAUUUAUACCUGAGAUUGAUUUUUAAGUUUUAUAUUGAAUCUAAGGGCAACUUGCAUCUGAAUUGUGUGAAACUUGUCAGCAGAAGGCAGCUGUGUUUUACUGGUUAUAGUGGAACAUGUUACAUAUGGAAUUUAGCGACUGGAAAUAUUGUGGGACUUCAAUAAUGUCAUGAAGGAUGUGAAUUGUUUUGUGAUUACCAUUGUCAUUACAGAAACUUGAACAAAUGCAAUGUUGUGUGGGAGAUUGGGAGGAAGCUUAUUUGAAAAAAUAUUGGAAAUCCUUUGCAGCUUUUCAUUUGCUUCCAAGUAUUUUUUUAAAAUGACUUGUUUUUUUUACUCAUGGCAGAAUGCAACUUAAGUUUUGUUGAAGAUAAUGUAGGUAAUCUCUGACUUUAAGUGUAAAAUGGCAUCAUUAUCCACCUUCACUACUUUUCUCUCCUCUUCCCUACCCACUCGUUAGCAAUCAUCUUGACACAAAUUGGAAGGUUGGGACAAUGCAGUCAGUUGACCUCCUGAACCUCGUUGAGUUAUGCUUCAGUAUCAUUUGCCAUGCCUUUUUUGAUUCUGCAGAGGAUACUAUAGACUGAACUUGGGACUUAGUGAAUUGGCUGUCAGUUUUGACUUUGCUAAUUGGCUGCUACAUCAGAAUGCAAGGCAAAAUGGCUAAUUAGAGCAUCACUUUCCCUUCACAGAAAAACUGGUUGACAGGAUGAUUCCUGAAUACAGGGGGUGGAUUUGUAGAACUCUUCAAAUAUUCUGAUUGUUACUGUGGCAGCAGGUCACAUAGUAGCUUCGCCACAUUUAAUUGGGUUCAGUUAAUAAGCAAUAAUAAAGGGGCUUAUGAUUUCUAUUAUACUGUGUGGUUUGUAAAUGUUGCUACAGGGAUGCAACAGCCCAACUAAAAACCGCCAAGUAAUUGAGAUGCUUCAUUCUUGACACAUUGUAUUUCCAGUUUGAAGAUGUUCAAUUUAUCUGAAGUAUAAUUCAUGCUAUUCUCAUAUGAAGUGUGUAAAAGUGGAAGAAACUUGCCAGAAAACCUCGUGUACACCUUCAGUAUCCUGGGUAAUCAUUAAAGUAUUAUAGAACUUACAUGUGUAUAUCAGCGCUGAGCUGUACCGUACUCCUUCCUUAGGGAGGUGGGGGGACAAAAUCCUAAUUUACAAAAAAUUAGUCUUUUAAAUGAGCUUAUACCACUGAACAAUGAGUUUUGCUGAAAGACUCUAGUCAUACUGUAUAAUGUAGCUUCUGUAGACGGUUCCUUUUAGAUUUAUGUAUUGGUUUAGCACAGUUUUUUGUGUGCAAGUACAUCAAGUUUUUUCCAAAUCUGCCCCUUAACGAUUUUCCUCAUGUUAUGCUAUUAUGGUUCUCUGUUGUGUGGGCCAGCAAAAGGACCAAGGAUGUUUAUCAAACCAAUAACAUUCACAAGUGGCAUUUCUGCUUGUUACACGGAGUAUGUUGCUUUAUUGCUAUUGAUGCAAUUUGUUUUUCAACUUCAGCAAAGUUCACUCUUCUGUCAGCACUGAUUUACUCCAGUUCCCUUUGACAAUUUCUAAGUCAGUCCUGCUGCUCCUUCUAAGAACGUGAUGCAUUUAAGAGUUGCCCUGUUUCAGAAAGAUGAUAUUAGGAAACCAGCUUGAGUUUUUGGUUUGAAUAUUAAGCUUGCAUCUCAUUUAUAAAUGCAGAGAAAUGUGUGACGCUUACAGAUUUUUGUAGAAAAACAACUUAUCCAUUCUUCAGGACUUUUUUCUUGUGUUUUAUUGUCUUGGUGGGUACAGAUGGAUGGUCACGUCAUAUGCUUUUGUGGUUGCAGAUGAGUGCUUUGAGUAGAUGCUGUCAUUGAACUUGAAUGAGACAGUGGGAAAUUACAGAAGCUUGAGGAAUUUGAUCCUGAGCUAUCUUAAACUUCCCCAGCUUGUUUUAAUUUACAAACUCUGCUGUAUAGUUUGGGGUUCUUAAAGGGCAUAAUCGCCCCAUUAAAAACAUGUAGUAAAUGGUUUAUUUGGGCAUAUGAUGCCACGACACAGUAUCACCCAUCUAAAAACUUGUUACAAUGAAAUUGUAGACUGAACUUGGGAGUUAGUGAAUUGCACAAGUCUUUAGAAAUGCACAAUUGGUCAGUCAGCAGCUGAAAGAGAUCUGUAAAUGUUUAAAUGGGACACUUAAAUCAGAAUGACUAUUCAAACAGAAUAGCUUUAUGAAGGAAUUGCCCCUUUUAAGCUUACAAAAUGCUUCCUCUAUGACAUUCUCAUCAGGAUCUUACAUACUGUUGCACUCCAGUUGAUGGAAUGGCACACACUUACGUGCUGUAAGGUUAGUGCUGUAAACAAUUACUAAAUGAGUCACAUCUAAAGUAAGUUUGGUUGUGACUAUCAGAUUAUUGUCGGGUAAGAUGUCUAUCACUGUAUUUUGUCUUCAUUUACAGGCAAUGUACACAAUGUAACAUUUGUAGGAUUUGGUGUUAGUUUGUUUUGAUUGAAUUUAUUAGUCCUUCCUAUUUGCAUGAAGGCUGGGAAAGAUGUGCAAAUACUGUUUUUAAUUACCUGUAACAUCUUUAUCAACAAAUAGAUGCUCUUGCUACUGUCUUUUGAUUUUAUAUUUUAUCCUGCAAAAUCGUCUGGACCCCUUGAAGCAGCUUUUUUAUAUAGCGUUCAGCAAAAGGAAAGUUUGGUCUGAGUGCUGGAUGUAUUCUGUACAACUUCUGUUUAUAACUGACUGGCAAAGUUAACUAUAUUUUAAGUAAAAUUUUAUAAGUUUAGCCUAAACAGUUUGGCCUUAUUUUUGAUGUGUUAUGCUCCUUGUCUUAUUUGAGGAACAUUUAUUAAUGUAAAUAGGGUUGUCGGAGCAAGUAUAUUUUUGUGACACAACAGCUUUCAAAAAAGUAUCCAAGACUAAGAAUAUGAAAGGGAUAUUGAACCUGCUAGGUAGCUUCUGCCAUACUUCAGCAUUACUCAACCAGCUAAUUUCCUUCCUGCACUGGUUAAACACCUUAUUUUUCCACACUCUGAUUCUGCUGACGCUCUAAUUACCUCUAGGUCUGCAGUUGAAAAGGGGGAAAUAAAGUGAACUCUGAACAUUUCUUUUGAACCUGAAAAACUAUCCCAUCUAUCAUAUGCUGACAAGUCUGAUUUUCCCAUUUCCAUGUACAGUGCAGAUUCUGAAAUAGAAUGCAGGCUAAGAGACAAAAAUAUUAAACAACUUUUAAAUUGGAAAAUGGUAUACACCUACAAGUAACUGAAGAGGAAAUGCAAGAUUGUGAAACAUGAAGAAAUGAGCAAAGGACCAAUCACUACCACUGAGUAGUUAAUUAAGGUUACUGAGGAUGGUGCAUAGAUUCUUUUAGCGAGAUAGCGGAGAGAUGUGCAACUCCUGAUCAUAUCUUUGCAACUUCCAAAUGUGCGCUUUAUCGAUUUCUCCCUCCCUCUGUCAAGUUAAAGACAACUCACAUUUUUAAUGUAGUGCAACAUCCCUUAACACCACCUGACAAUAUUCAAACAAAAUUUGAUAUGAAGGGCAUAGAGACAGUAGAACAGUGAUAUUUGGUCAGAGAUAUGUUUUAAGGAAUUGCUUAGUAUGGAAAUCCUAGUAUUUUAGGGUUUGAGCAAUCUUUUUAAGGAUCGAGGCAUGUAUACAGGACAGUAGCAGCUACCCAAUGAAUAUGAUAUAAAACUGUAAUACUUCAUAAUAUUUGAAUGAAUAGACUUGUAUUUGAUUGGCACCUUUACUGAGAGUUGAGGAUGAAAAUCAGUUCACUUUCUGUAAUUACAAUUUAUCUAGCUUUGUACAUCUGAACAGCUAUAUGUAUGAUUAUACCUAGAUUUUCAUUAAAAUGUGAAUUAUAAGAA
Molecule: messenger RNA, 8805 nt
Organism: Hemiscyllium ocellatum (epaulette shark)
Lineage: Eukaryota; Metazoa; Chordata; Chondrichthyes; Orectolobiformes; Hemiscylliidae
Gene: szrd1
Product: SUZ RNA binding domain containing 1
Exons: 4
Coding region: 316-777 (153 amino acids)
Source: RefSeq, a predicted model, not a curated record